AUGAACCAGUGCAAAGAGGCUUUCAAGAGCUUCAAAGUCUUCCUCACGACUCCGCCAAUCUUCCAGAGACCGGAUCACCACGCCGACCUCCUCGUCUACCUGGCCGUGGCAGAAGGCGCAAUCAACGCAGUUAUAGUACAAGAGCACCAUAAAGUGCAGACGCCGAUCUACUUUAUCAGCCGAGUUCUCCAAGACACGGAGAAACGGUAUCAGAUGAUUGAGAAGCUCGCACUAGCACUUGUCAUCGCAGCUUGGUGUCUCCGACCUUACUUUCAAAGCCACCAAGUGGUCGUAAAAACCGACUACCCAAUCAAACAAAUCCUGAGGAAGCGGGAGCUCGCCAUACGGAUGAUAGCAUGGUCGGUAGAACUAUCCGAGUUCGGCAUCAAGUAUGAAAGCCGCGACCCCCUGAAAGCCCAAUGCCUGGCAGAUUUUGUGGCCGAACUAACUUCAACCUCGGCUGGCGAACAACAGGUAUGGAUUUUACAUGUUGAUGGAUCCUCCAACUCUAAGGGCGGUGGUGCAGGUAUCAUUUUGGAAGGACCAAAUCAGGUCACCUUGGAGCAAUCUCUCAAGUUUGGCUUCAAAGUGACAAACAACCAGGCGGAAUACGAAGCGCUUCUCGCACGGCUAAGGUUGGCUCACGAUGUCGGAGCGCGGAAAAUCUCUUCCUUCGACGAGUUCACCAUACAUCAUAUACCCCGAGAACAAAAUGCCAGAGCUGACCUCCUGUCGAAGCUCACCAGUACGAAACGCCCUGGGCAACAUCGAACCAUCAUCCAAGAGACCCUGCAUUCACCUAGCUUGGACGACAAGGUCGUCAACACCAGUGAUAGCGGAGACCAAGGAUGGAUGACAAGUAUUUGGAAUUACUUAAAGGAGGGAACUUUGCCUGAGGAUAAAGAUGAAGCUCGGAAGAUGAGAGUAAGGUUAGCUAAGUUCGUCAUUGUUAGAGAUGAACUGUUCAAAUGCGGCAUCUCUGCCCCAUUAAUCAAGUGCCUGACCGAGCCUCAAGCUACGUAUGUCAUCGAGGAGAUACAUCGAGGAAUAUGCAGUAUGCACUUCGGAGCACGCUCAAUGGCGACCAGGGUACUCCGAGCCGGCUACUACUAG
This is a messenger RNA of Cajanus cajan (pigeon pea), 1113 nucleotides long. Lineage: Eukaryota; Viridiplantae; Streptophyta; Magnoliopsida; Fabales; Fabaceae. The record is from RefSeq and is a predicted model, not a curated record.